GGUGGGUUUCCGUGGUGGUUGGGUCAAAUGGUAUUUGCCUCCAGCUGGUAUGUUGAAUUAAACUCUGAUGGGGCUUCCAAAUGUAAUCCAGGUCUGGCAAGAGGAGGUGUGGUGGUUAGAAAUGAAUGGGAAAGGUUGUUAUUGGCAGCUUCUUUCUUUUAUGAGAAUGCUCUAACAUGGUUGCUGAAUUCAAAGCCUUACUGGAUGGAUUGAAGCUGGUGCAAAGAUAUGGGUUGUUGUCUUAUAACAUCAUGGUGAAAUGUGACUCUCUAGUUCUGGUUAAUUCUAUUUUGGGUGUUUGUGAGUGUGUCUGGCCUCUUUUGGGUUUUUUGGAUCAAAUUAAGGAGUUAUUGAGCCAUGGAAAGUUUCAAGUUUCUCAUAUUUUUAGAGAAACUAACUGUGUUGCUGAUAGAUUGGCCAGUCAUGUUGUGCUGUCCAGGAGAACUACUGAUUUUUCUGUUGAGUUGAACGUACCUUUUGAUGUUAGAUGCUUUCUAACUUGUGCUUAUGUUUAGUUUUACUCUGAUCUGGAAGUUGCUUGUGUUGAUUCGGCUUUGCUGGAGCUACUGCCAAUUGGUCUGUGAGCUGGAAUGGAGUUUUGCCUUCUGGAAUUUUGUUUUAAAUUGUUUGGCUUUGUUGGAGCUUUUGCUUAUGUUUAAUUAGCUUCUUG
This is a messenger RNA of Ilex paraguariensis (yerba mate), 670 nucleotides long. The record is from the annotation of a GenBank genome assembly. NCBI's taxonomy places the organism in Eukaryota, Viridiplantae, Streptophyta, Magnoliopsida, Aquifoliales, Aquifoliaceae.